AUGAUUAGCAACACGAAGAUUGUAUUUACCAAACUGUUACUUUGCGUGCUCAUAGCGAGCGUCUGCGGUCGGUCAUGGGCUAAUCAUCAUGACACCACGACGUCUACAACCCAAACUACACCCACAACUAGUCCCGUACCAAAGAAUUUCCAUAAUGAUCCACUUAUCGUCGAAACCAAGAGCGGUCUUGUCAAAGGUUACGCUAAAACGGUUAUGGGCCGUGAAGUGCACAUCUUUACCGGUAUUCCUUUCGCUAAGGCUCCAUUAGGACCUUUGAGGUUUCGUAAACCAGUUCCAAUUGAUCCAUGGCACGGAGUUCUAGAAGCCACGUCAAUGCCAAAUAGCUGUUAUCAAGAACGAUACGAAUAUUUUCCUGGUUUUGAAGGAGAGGAAAUGUGGAAUCCAAACACAAAUAUCUCAGAGGAUUGUUUGUAUCUAAAUAUUUGGGUGCCACAACACCUACGAGUUCGCCAUCAUCAAGAUAAGCCUCUUACUGAGAGGCCGAGAGUGCCAAUACUAGUGUGGAUAUACGGCGGAGGCUACAUGAGCGGCACAGCAACACUCGAUCUAUACAAAGCAGAUAUAAUGGCUUCAUCCAGUGACGUAAUAGUGGCCUCAAUGCAGUAUAGGGUGGGUAUACUUCAAUCUGGCACUUUGAACGCUCCCUGGAGUUGGAUGACUGGAGAGAGGGCACAGGACAUUGGAAAAGUUUUAGUAGAUGACUGCAACUGCAACAGUAGCCUAUUAGCCGCGGACCCAAGUUUAGUGAUGGAUUGUAUGAGAGGAGUAGAUGCCAAGACUAUUUCAGUACAACAAUGGAACUCAUACACUGGUAUAUUAGGAUUUCCAUCUGCACCGACAGUCGACGGUGUAUUUUUGCCUAAAGAUCCGGAAACAAUGAUGAGAGAAGGCAAUUUCCAUAACACCGAAGUGCUUCUGGGAAGUAAUCAAGAUGAAGGAACGUAUUUCUUGCUGUAUGAUUUCCUUGACUACUUCGAAAAGGAUGGACCGAGUUUUCUGCAGAGAGAAAAGUUCCUAGAAAUUGUUGAUACAAUAUUUAAGGAUUUCUCUAAAAUCAAGCGAGAAGCUAUCGUUUUCCAA
This is a messenger RNA of Arctia plantaginis, 1101 nucleotides long. The record is from the annotation of a GenBank genome assembly. Lineage: Eukaryota; Metazoa; Arthropoda; Insecta; Lepidoptera; Erebidae.